GUCUGAUCAUGUGAUCUUCAACAUGGCGACACCCUUGGUGACCUCCAGAAAGGGGCGGAGCCUAGACUUGACGGGGGCAGGCUCAGAUUCAGGUUAAAUUGAGGAUUGAGCUCGCAGUUACAGCUAACCAUGGAAGCGGACGGGUUGGGACUUAAGGGUUUUCCGGAGCUGAAGAAUGACACAUUCCUGCGAGCAGCCUGGGGAGAGGAAACUGACUACACUCCCGUUUGGUGCAUGCGCCAGGCAGGCCGUUACUUACCAGAGUUUAGGGAAACCCGGGCAGCCCAGGACUUUUUCAGCACUUGUCGUUCUCCUGAGGCCUGCUGUGAACUGACUCUGCAGCAACCUGUCUCCUAUUUCCUACAGCCACUGCGUCGCUUCCCUCUGGAUGCUGCCAUCAUUUUCUCCGACAUCCUUGUUGUACCCCAGGCACUGGGCAUGGAGGUGACCAUGGUACCUGGCAAAGGACCCAGCUUCCCAGAGCCAUUAAGAGAAGAGCGGGACCUAGAGCGCCUACGGGAUCCAGCAGUGGUAGCCUCUGAGCUAGGCUAUGUGUUCCAAGCCAUCACCCUUACCCGACAGCGACUGGCUGGACGUGUGCCGCUGAUUGGCUUUGCUGGUGCCCCAUGGACCCUGAUGGCAUACAUGGUUGAGGGUGGUGGAUCAAGCACCAUGGCUCAGGCCAAGCGCUGGCUCUAUCAGAGACCUCAGGCCAGUCACCAGCUGCUUCGCAUCCUCACUGAUGCUCUGAUCCCAUAUCUGGUAGGACAAGUGGUGGCUGGUGCCCAGGCAUUGCAGCUGUUUGAGUCCCAUGCAGGGCAUCUUGGCCCACAUCUCUUCAACAAGUUUGCACUGCCCUACAUCCGUGAUGUGGCCAAGCAAGUGAAGGCCAGGUUGCAGGAAGCAGGCCUGGCACCAGUGCCCAUGAUCAUCUUUGCUAAGGAUGGGCAUUUUGCCCUGGAGGAGCUGGCCCAAGCUGGCUAUGAGGUAGUUGGGCUUGACUGGACAGUGGCCCCAAAGAAAGCCCGGGAGCGUGUGGGGAAGACGGUGACAUUGCAGGGUAACCUGGACCCCUGUGCCCUGUAUGCAUCUGAGGAGGAGAUUGGACAGCUGGUGAAGCAGAUGCUGGAUGACUUUGGACCACAACGCUACAUUGCCAACCUGGGCCAUGGGCUUUAUCCUGACAUGGACCCAGAACACGUGGGCGCCUUUGUGGAUGCUGUGCAUAGACACUCACGUCUACUUCGACAGAACUGAGUGCAUACAUUUACCCUCAAGUACCACUUACAUAGAUGAUUGAUUGUUUCUAGGACAAUAAAAGUUUCAGAGUUGAA
This is a messenger RNA of Sapajus apella (tufted capuchin), 1334 nucleotides long. RefSeq names its product uroporphyrinogen decarboxylase (gene UROD). Gene Ontology annotation, biological process: heme biosynthetic process. The transcript has 10 exons. The record is from RefSeq and is a predicted model, not a curated record. Bases 130 to 1257 code for a protein of 375 amino acids. Lineage: Eukaryota; Metazoa; Chordata; Mammalia; Primates; Cebidae. Gene Ontology annotation, molecular function: uroporphyrinogen decarboxylase activity. Gene Ontology annotation, cellular component: cytosol.